This is a messenger RNA of Saitoella complicata NRRL Y-17804, 1275 nucleotides long. RefSeq lists its product as uncharacterized. Bases 49 to 1275 code for a protein of 408 amino acids. The record is from RefSeq and is a predicted model, not a curated record. Gene Ontology annotation, molecular function: protein binding. The transcript has 2 exons. Lineage: Eukaryota; Fungi; Ascomycota; Saitoellomycetes; Saitoellales; Saitoellaceae.
AGAGACGAUAAGCAACGAAGACCCAUUACACACUUAAAUCGCAAGAAGAUGGACCCGGAACACGAGCAGCAGUUCGAGCACCAGCACGAGGAGGAAGAGGCGGUCUACCUCGACCCUGCGGAUGCGCAGGAGGAGUACGAGAAGGAUCAGGAUGAGCCGAUGUCAGAAGGCGAAGACGAGUUCGACGAAGCCGGACCCUCCGACCAACAACAGCCGGACGAGAACGACCCCGACGUCGUCUUCGUCGACGAGUCCGUACAAGGAUUCUUCGGCCACACAGACUCGAUUUACUCUAUCCACAUCAACCCCGCGAACGAGGAUCUAGUCGUUUCGGGUGGUGGAGAUGACUUGGCGUAUGUCUGGAACGCUCGAACGGGAGACACAAUCUACAAGUUGACUGGACACACUGACUCCAUCACCGCUGCACGGUUCUCGAAUGAUGGGCAGUUUGUGGCUACGGGUGGUAUGGACGGGCGUGUCCUCGUUUGGCGUGUCUCGGAUGGCGAGUUCCUCACGACACUGGAAGGCGCAGACGAGGUCAUCUGGCUCGAGUGGCACCCGAAGGGAUCGGUGUUGUUGUGUGGUGCGCAAGAUGGCAACGUCUGGAUGUGGGCUAUCCCCUCCGGAAACGUCAUGCAAGUCUUCGCGUCCCAUACUGGACCCGUGAACGCGGGCUGCUUUAACCCGAAUGGAAAGAGUAUCGUUACGGUCUCCGAUGAUGGGAGUUUGGUGCACUGGGAUCCGAAGACGGGAGCGGCGUUGUUGAAGUUGACGAGUGCUGAUGCGAGGUUUGCGUGCGUGAGUGAGGACGGAGCAUGGAAUUGUGUUGCGGUUGAGAAGGAUGGGAAUGUUGCUGUUGUCGGUGGUUGCGACGGGAAGGCGAAGGUGGUCAACCUCACCAGUGGAAAUCUUUUGGGUUCUUUGGAGAGCCAGUCGGAGUCGAUUGAGUCUCUGGCUUUCUGUGAUACGCUGCCACUCAUUGCAUCCGCGUCCGUCGACGGAUCCGUCGCUAUCUACGACCUCGCCACCCUUCGUCUGCGAAACACCUUCAAGCACGAUGAUGCUGUUGUCUCGUGCCAGUUCGUACCACAGACGCCAUUUUUGACUACGUGUUCUGUUGAUGGUACGGUACGGAGAUGGGAUGUGCGUACGGGUGCUGAGGUGAAGAAGUGGCGGGGACAUCAGGAUGGUGUGCUCUGUAUCACUGGUAGACGUGAUGGUACGUAUGUUGUCUCUGGAGGUGAUGACAAGGUGUGCUUGGUUUGGAAGUUGUAA